Messenger RNA from Thermothelomyces thermophilus ATCC 42464, 1249 nucleotides. RefSeq lists its product as uncharacterized. NCBI's taxonomy places the organism in Eukaryota, Fungi, Ascomycota, Sordariomycetes, Sordariales, Chaetomiaceae. Gene Ontology annotation, biological process: superoxide metabolic process. The record is from RefSeq and is a predicted model, not a curated record. Gene Ontology annotation, cellular component: mitochondrion. The transcript is spliced from 3 exons. Gene Ontology annotation, molecular function: superoxide dismutase activity; metal ion binding. The coding region runs from base 221 to 922 and encodes 233 amino acids.
UGGUUUUGAUGUGGGUCUAUGACGAAACCGUGAAGUUGCCGAAGCUUCCCCCGAGCUUCGACGGAUCGCCGAGCUUCUUUGACUGAAGACAUUUGUCACUUCGACUUCGCUUCUCUGGAACAUUCGAAUCAACAAAAAGGUACACAACACCACGUCCAGCCUCUCUCUACUCCUGCACAGUUCAAUUGACAUCUCAGAAGCUAACAUACCCAGCGUCAUCAUGUCUUCGACUCUGCUUCGCACCGUUCCUGUCCUGCGUGGAGCUCUCCGGGCUUCCGCAGCUCCCAAGAUGGCCGGCGCCAUGGCCAGCACCAGCUUUGUGCGCGGGAAGGCUACCCUUCCGGAUCUGCCGUACGACUACAGCGCCCUCGAACCGUACAUCUCGGGCAAGAUCAUGGAGCUUCAUCACUCCAAGCAUCACCAAACCUACGUUAACGGCCUCAACAGUGCUCUCGAGGCCAUCGCAGAGGCCGAGAGCAAGGGCGACUUCAGCAAGGCUGCCACGGUCGCACCUCUCCUCAACUUCCACGGCGGUGGCCACCUCAACCACAGCCUUUUCUGGGAGAACCUUGCUCCCGCUAGCCGCGAGGGCGGUGGUGAGCCGGACGGAGCUCUCAAGAAAGCCAUAGAUUCCGACUUUGGUUCCUUUGACAACUUCCGCAAGCAGAUGAACACGGCGCUGGCCGGAAUUCAGGGCAGCGGUUGGGCGUGGCUGGUCAAGGACAAGACGGCGGGCACUCUGGGGAUCGUCACGCGCGCCAACCAGGAUCCCGUCUCGGGGCCGUACGUGCCGCUGCUGGGCAUCGAUGCCUGGGAGCACGCCUACUAUCUGCAGUACGAGAACCGCAAGGCCGAGUACUUUGAAGCCAUCUGGAACGUCCUCAACUGGAAGACUGCUGCGCAACGGUUCGAGAAGACUUGAGCUGCAAGGCUCGUGACUCUGCCGUAGUAGAUAGAGGGAGGAUGGAGGACUGCAAUUUGUAUAUGUCUCGGUGAUGUUAGCGUGAACUCGACGAUAUUUGCUCGAAUGGAAUGAAGGGGCGACAUUUGUCCAGAACCAAAUACUCCGUCCACAAGAUGCAGGUUUCGGACAAAUUAGAACAGCUUUUUCCGACACUUGCUGCCAAACCUUAGCGUGAUCAACCUACGACAAAUCUGGACAAUUUUGUCGAAGCGCUUUUCUAGCAGCGCUUUCCCAUUGUCCGAAAAUAAGAGCAUGUGCACAAUAAAUGAGACAGGUACUCCGCAG